CCAUGCUGUUAGUCGGAAGCUGCGGUUGGCGUCUGCUGCAGUCGCAGCGCCUCCGUAAGCGGUCAAGAGCAUUUCUGCGUGGCUUUGGGCAAGAGCUCUUCGAGAGAGCCCGGUCACUGUGUUGCGUGUCCUCGCCUGGAGACACAGGAGAUGGACAGCGCGAGGCAGCACAGAGGAAAGCUCCCGACGCAGAAUCACUUCCAUCUCUCCCUCCGCGCGUCCGAGGCCCUGGGGCCAGCGUUUCGUCACUGGAAAGCGUCAGACUCCAGAUCCCUCAAGAUGGUUCAUUCACUGUAGAGGGCGAGGACUCGAGCGGAGACCAGGGCCAGGCCAGUCCCGCACACCGAGGAAACGGGGAUCCCUUGCUGCCCUACCUGGCCCAGUCCACGACCGGGUUAGAAGAGCUUCAUGUUUCCUCUUCUCGAGAGGCGCCCUUUCGGGCUGGGGAGCUGAUUUUAGCUGAGACUGGGAAAAGAGAAACCCAGUUUAAAAAAUUAUUUAGGUUGAACAACGCUGGACGCUUAAAUAGUAGCUGGGGGACAGUCCCGUUCAGCGAGAUCGUGGGGAAGUUUCCUGGCCAGAUGCUGAGGAGUACCUCUGGUAAGCACUUCAUGCUGAGGAGGCCGGCAUUGGAAGACUAUGUAUUGCUGAUGAAAAGAGGGCCUGCCAUUACAUACCCAAAGGAUAUGAAUAUGAUAUUGUCUAUGAUGAAUGUCUACCCAGGUGAUACUGUUCUGGAAGCUGGCUCUGGCUCUGGUGGAAUGAGUUUAUUUUUAUCCAAAGCAGUUGGAUCACAAGGACGAGUCAUAAGUUUUGAAAUACGAAAAGACCACCAUGAACUAGCUAAGAAGAAUUACAAACACUGGCGUGAUUCAUGGAAAAUGAAUCAUGUAGAAGAGUGGCCAGACAAUGUGGAUUUUAUUCAUAAGGAUGUUUUAGGAGCAACUGAAGACAUAAAAUCUUUAAUAUUUGAUGCGGUAGCUUUGGAUAUGUUGAAUCCUCAGAUUGCUUUGCCUGUUCUAUACCCAAGUCUUAAACAUGGUGGUAUAUGUGCUGUAUAUCUAGCAAACAUCACACAGGUUAUUGAACUUUUAGAUGGAAUCCACAUCUGUGAACUUUCUCUCUCAUGUGAAAAGAUAAGUGAAGUCAUUGUAAGAGAUUGGUUGGUUUGCCUUGCAAAACAGAAAAAUGGAAUUUUAGCUCAAAAAGUAGAACCUAAAAUCAGCACAGAUUUACAGUUACAUACUCAAAAGAAAAUUAGAAUAGAAGGUGAGAUGUUUCACAAGGAUGACCAUGAAGAAUCACAUUCUGAUUUUCCAUAUGGAUCGUUUCCCUAUAUUGCUAGACCUAUACACUGCCAAACUGGUCAUACAGCUUUUCUUGUCAAAUUGAGGAAGUUCAAACCACAACUUUAACUGAAUACCUCAGAUGACAACUGAUUUGAAGAUGGAAAAGUACCAAAAUAGAACUUUAUAUUACAAAUCACUACUUUCAUAGAUAGGUAUUUUUAGCUAUUACAAUGAUUGGUAUAACUUUUACAUAUACUUCUGAAAAAUAUCAAAGCCAAAGAAGGAAGUGUAAUAUUUCAAAACUGCUUAUAUGUCCUAUUUUGACACUUGUAGUUAGACAUUUUGUAGUUAAUGAUUCCAGGUUGGUUUAGUUGAGCCAUUUCAUUCUUCACUUCCUGUAAACCAUUCCAUAGAUUUGUCUUUCUCCAUGAAACUAGUUUUCUUUUCUUUGUUUGAUUGAUGGUCAUUGGCUACUAAAAUAAAAUUUGCAUUUUAAGAUAAA
This is a messenger RNA of Manis pentadactyla (Chinese pangolin), 1791 nucleotides long. It is a transcript of the gene TRMT61B, whose product is annotated as tRNA methyltransferase 61B. Gene Ontology annotation, biological process: tRNA methylation. NCBI's taxonomy places the organism in Eukaryota, Metazoa, Chordata, Mammalia, Pholidota, Manidae. The transcript is spliced from 7 exons. Gene Ontology annotation, cellular component: tRNA (m1A) methyltransferase complex. The record is from RefSeq and is a predicted model, not a curated record. Bases 3 to 1415 code for a protein of 470 amino acids.